Messenger RNA from Neoarius graeffei (lesser salmon catfish), 3678 nucleotides. Its product is annotated as extracellular calcium-sensing receptor. The record is from RefSeq and is a predicted model, not a curated record. Bases 1 to 3678 code for a protein of 1225 amino acids. NCBI's taxonomy places the organism in Eukaryota, Metazoa, Chordata, Actinopteri, Siluriformes, Ariidae. Gene Ontology annotation, cellular component: membrane. The transcript has 10 exons. Gene Ontology annotation, molecular function: G protein-coupled receptor activity. Gene Ontology annotation, biological process: G protein-coupled receptor signaling pathway.
AUGGGAGCAGAGAUGGUGGUUGAAGAACAGAAAAGAGAACCUGAGGAUAAAGAUGAGGCAAUUCUCAGUCCUGAUUCUGAGUCUGAAAUCUCUGAUGCUGAUGACCCAGAAUAUGUGCCACAGGCCGAUGCAGAGGGAGAGGAGGAGGCCUUCGCUCUGGAGCUCCCUCCAAAGGCCGAAGCAGAGGCAGAGGAGGGCAUUGUUGCCCAAGAGCUCCCUCCAGAGGCCAAAGCAGCUGCAGCAUCAGAGGAUGUCGCGUCAGAGGCCAUCGCACCAGAGCUCCUUCAAGAGGCCGACACAAUGGGAGAGGAGGAGGGUAUCACCCCAGAGCUCCUUCCAGAGGCUGAUGCAGAGGAUGAGGCCUUCACCCUGGAGCUCCCUCCAGAGGUGGACACAGCAGCAGAGGAGGGGGCUGUCUCCACGGAGCACCCUCCAGAAGCUGACAUAGAGGAUGAGGCCAUUGCCCUGGAGCUUCCUCCAGAAGCCAAUACAGCAGCACUCCCUCCAGAGGCUGAGGCAGAGUCAGAGGAUGAUGUCACCCCAGACCUCCCUCCCAAGGGCAAGAUAGCUGCAGAGGAGGAGGCCAUUGCCACAGAGCUCCCUCCAGAUGCCAAUGCAGAAGCAGAGAAGAAGCCCUUCAUUCGGGAUCUCCCUCCAGAGACCAAUGAGGCCAUCACCCCAGAGCUCCCUCUAGAGACCGACAUAGCGACAGAGGAGGAGGCCAUCACCCCACAUCUCCUUCCAGAGGCCAAUGCAGAGGCAGAGGAGGAGGCCUUUGCUCUGGAGCUCCCUCCACAAGCUGAUGCAGAGGUAGGGAAUGAGCCCUUUGCUCUGGUGCACUCUCCAGAGUCUGUCACAGAGGAAGAGGGGGAGGCCUUCACACCAGAACUCCCUCCAGAGACCAAUCCAGAGGCAGAUGUGGAGGCAGACACCCCAGCACUCCCUCCAGAGGUCAAUGCAGUGGCAGAGGAGCAGGCCAUCACCCUGGAGCUCCAUCCAGAGGCCGACACAGUGGCAGAGGAUGAGGCCAUUGCCCCAGAUCUCCCUCUAGACACUGACACAGCAAUAGUGAAAGAGGCUGUCAGCCCGGAGCACCCUCCAGAGGCUGACACAGAGACAGAGGUUCAGUCCACAGAAUCAAGCAAUGGCUGUCAGAGAAUGGAGGGAAUUGAUCCUCAUGUGCUAGCAAUGGAUGGAGAUGUUAUUCUUGGAGGGCUUUUCCCCCUUCAUUACAUCACUCCAAAACCUGAUCAUGUUUUUACAGACCAACCACAGGUUCAGAGGUGUAGUGGAUUUGACCUGAGGGCUUUCCGCUGGGUCCAGACUAUGGUGUUUGCCAUUGAGGAGAUAAACAAGAAUCCCAGGCUUUUGCCAGGUGUGAAACUGGGUUAUCGGAUUCUGGACAGCUGUGAUAAUGUCCACACAAGUCUACAGAGUGCAUUCUCUCUGGUCAAUGGAUCUUCUCUCCAUCAGACAGAGGGUUCUGCAUCCAGAACCCUUCCUUGUCUUUCUAAAGCUCCUGUUCCUGCAAUCAUAGGUCUGGCAUCAUCCACACCAACCCGAGCUGUAGCCCAAACAUUUGGGCCUUUUGGGAUUCCUAUGAUCAGCUACUUUGCAACUUGCACAUGUCUGACCAAUAAGCAAGUGUACCCAACCUUCCUCCGCACUGUUCCCAGUGAUGUGUUCCAGGUGCAGGCUCUGGUGCAGUUGAUGGCCCAUUUUGGCUGGCGGUGGGUGGGCACAAUUGGCACAGAGGAUGAUUAUAGCCACUAUGGAAUUCAAGCCUUUACUGAGCAGCUGGCAGAAUGGGGUGGUUGUGUGGCUUUUCACCACACCAUCCCCAAAGUCCCCACUGCAAAACAGAUCGGUGCCAUUGCUGAUGCCCUGGAGGCCUCCACAGCCCGAGUGAUUGUGGUAUUUGCCACAGAAGGUCAACUUCUAGAGCUGCUAUCAGAGGUGGCACGCAGAAACUUGACAGGCUGGCAGUGGGUGGCCAGUGAAGCCUGGGUAACUGCCAGUAUUCUUACAGCCCCGGUGUUUCAGCAUGUGUUAACAGGGACUCUGGGAUUUUCCUUCAGGGGUGCAAAUAUAUCUGGGCUGGCUGAAUUUCUUCUGAGAAUACAGCCCUCUGAUAACCCAGAAUCAGUCUUCACUAACAUGUUCUGGGAAGAACAGUUUAACUGCCAUCUGGAUUAUGCCAGCAGUGAGAAUUUGGACAGGCCACUGUGUACUGGUUUGGAGAAUCUUGAGCAAGUUGAAAGCAGCUACACAAGUGUGACUCCGGUGCGGGUUUCCUACAAUGUGUAUAAGGCAGUGUAUGCAAUUACUCAUGCGCUACACCACCUACUACAGUGCACAGCUAUAGCACAAGCCUCAGGCCAGAGAAGCUGUAACACUGGGGCAGAAUUCACACCUGGACAGUUGCUAUAUCAUCUGAGGAGAGUGAACUUCACAAACCAGUUUGGAGAAAAGGUGUAUUUUGAUGAAAACGGUGAGCCAGUACCUCUCUAUGACAUCAUAAACUGGCAGAAAGAUGGCCGAGGUGGAAUCAGGUUUCAGAGAGUGGGUGGAUAUGAUGGUUCAGCCCCCAAUUGGCAGCAGCUCAAGAUGGACAUGGACUUGAUAGAGUGGACAGGAGGGCAGAGCCAGGUGCCUUUGUCUCUGUGCACGGCUCCCUGUCCUCCUGGGACUCGACAGGCCAUACGACCAGGCCAACCCAUCUGUUGUUUUGACUGUCUGCCUUGCACUGAGGGAGAGUUCACCAAUACAUCAGGAGCCACAGAAUGCAUCCGGUGUCCUCUGUACUACUGGUCCAAUGCUGAGCGUGUGGCAUGUGUGGCAGGCAUAGAGGAAUUCCUUUCAUUUCAGGAGAUCAUGGGCAUCAUCCUUGUUACCCUCUCCCUCCUUGGAGUUGCUUCAGCAACUGCUGUCUCUGUAAUCUUCUACCUCUUCAGAUCUACACCUAUAGUCAAAGCCAACAAUUCAGAGCUGAGUUUCCUGCUUUUGCUGUCACUGAAACUCUGUUUUCUGUGUUCACUGGUGUUUCUGGGUCGGCCUUCAAUGUGGUCCUGUCAGGCCCGGCAAGCAGCAUUUGGCAUCAGUUUUGUCCUUUGCAUCUCAUGCAUUCUGGUCAAAAGCAUUGUGGUGCUAUUGGCUUUCCACUCCACCAUGCCUGGUACCAGUUCCCUCAAACGAUUUGGUCCUCCUCAGCAAAGAGCAUUUAUUAUCAGUUGCACUGCAGGCCAAGCCAUACUCUGCAUUAGUUGGUUGUCAUUAGCACCCCCUUACCCUUUUAAGAAUACAUCUUACCAGGGCGGAAGGAUCAUACUGGAGUGUAAGGAUGUCUGGCCUCUGGGCUUCUAUUUGGUACUUGGUUAUAUUGGUGUCCUCUCCUGUGUUUGCUUCAUUUUGGCCUUUUUGGGCCGGAAACUUCCAGAUACAUUUAAUGAGGCCAAGUUAAUCACAUUCAGUAUGCUGAUCUUUUUUGCUGUUUGGAUCUCAUUCAUACCUGCAUACAACAGCACCCCAGGGAAAUACACAGUAGCAGUGGAGAUAUUUGCCAUCCUGGCCUCCACUUUUGGCUUGUUUUUCUGUAUCUUUGCUCCUAAAUGUUACAUUAUUCUGCUGAGGCCUGAACUUAAUACAAAAAAAGGAAUGACUGGAAAAACAUCAAAAUGA